Molecule: messenger RNA, 4032 nt
Organism: Puntigrus tetrazona (Sumatra barb)
Lineage: Eukaryota; Metazoa; Chordata; Actinopteri; Cypriniformes; Cyprinidae
Gene: gsna
Product: gelsolin a
Exons: 17
Coding region: 144-2360 (738 amino acids)
Biological process (GO): actin filament severing; barbed-end actin filament capping; actin polymerization or depolymerization
Cellular component (GO): cytoplasm; actin cytoskeleton
Molecular function (GO): phosphatidylinositol-4,5-bisphosphate binding; actin filament binding
Source: RefSeq, a predicted model, not a curated record
AUCACCCCCUGAUGAGGAUUAUUUAAGCAGUCUGUCUGAAUCAGAGGGGUGUUUCCCUGCCCAGACGCACAAUAUUCUGCAAUAACAAUUACUGCGUCUCCGCUCUCCACAGACUCCUGUCAUCCCUGUCAACUCUAGACAGCAUGGUGUACCACCCAGAGUUUGAGCGAGCAGGCAAGGAACCUGGGCUCCAAGUUUGGAGAAUUGAGAAGUUUGAUUUGGUGGCAGUUCCUGAGAACCUCUAUGGAGGGUUCUACACUGGUGAUGCUUACUUGGUCCUCAAUACCAUCAAGCAACGCUCUGGCAGCCUACAGUAUGACCUCCACUUCUGGCUAGGUGACUAUUGCACUCAAGAUGAAAGUGGGGCCGCUGCCAUAUUCACAGUGCAGAUGGAUGACUAUUUGGGUGGAAAGCCCAUCCAGUACCGUGAAGUUCAAGGUCAUGAGUCCAAAGCAUUUCUGGGAUAUUUUAAGAAAGGGCUGCAGUACAUGAAAGGCGGAGUUGCAUCUGGAUUCAAUCAUGUCGUCACCAAUGAAGUUAUAGUGCAACGCGUGCUACAGGUCAAGGGUCGGCGUGUUGUCAGAGCUACAGAAGUGCCAGUCAGUUGGGAGAGCUUUAACCAGGGAGACUGCUUCAUCCUGGACUUGGGCAAUGAGAUCUACCAGUGGUGUGGUUCAAAGAGUAACCGCUUUGAAAAGCUAAAAGCUACUCAACUUGCAAAGGGCAUUCGUGACAAUGAACGCAGUGGACGCGCUCGAGUAUAUGUGUGUGAUGAAGGGGUGGAACGCGAGAAGAUGUUGGAGGUUCUUGGAGAAAAACCAGACCUGCCUGAAGGAGCAUCUGAUGAUAUCAAGGCUGAUGCCUCCAACAGGAAAAUGGCCAAACUCUAUAAGGUGUCUGAUGCCAGUGGAGACAUGGCAAUUGCUCUGGUGGCCGCUGAGAACCCUUUCUCUCAGAGUGCACUGGAAUCAAGCGACUGUUUCAUCUUGGAUCAUGGCUCAGAUGGCAAAAUCUUUGUUUGGAAAGGAAAAGAUGCCAAUGUGGAAGAGAGAAAGGCUGCCAUGAAGGCAGCAGAUGAAUUCAUUAAGAAAAUGGGUUACCCAAAGCACACACAGGUUCAGAUUCUCCCAGAGAUGGGCGAGACGCCACUAUUCAAGCAAUUUUUCAAAAACUGGCGUGAUGUGGACCAGACAGAGGGUCUGGGUGUGGCUUACGUCUCAAACAGCAUUGCUAAGAUUGAGAAUGUGCCAUUCGAUGCUUCAACUCUCCAUGAUUCACCAGCCAUGGCCGCUCAACAUGGAAUGAUCGACGAUGGCAACGGAGAGAAACAGAUCUGGCGUAUUGAAGGAUCAGACAAGGCUCCCAUUGAUCCAUCUACUUAUGGCCAGUUCUAUGGAGGAGACAGUUAUAUUAUCUUGUAUAAUUACCACCAUGGAGGCAGACAGGGUCACAUCAUUUACAUUUGGCAGGGUAAGGACUCUUCACAAGAUGAGAUUGGGGCAUCUGCCAUCUUGGCAGCCCAGCUGGACGAUGAGCUUGGAGGUGGACCUGUGCAGAUGGCUGGUGCUCGCCUUACCACCCAGGUGCGGGUGGUUCAGGGCAAGGAACCCGCUCACCUCAUGAGUCUGUUCGGAGGGCAACCCAUGGUGGUGCACCAGGGUGGCACCUCCAGGGAAGGCGGUCAGACGGCGCCAGCCGAGACCCGGCUGUUCCAAGUGCGCUCAAACUCUGCAGGGUGCACUCGAGCGGUGGAGGUUGAUGCCGCGUCCUCCAAUCUGAAUUCCAACGAUGCCUUCGUCCUGGUGACCCCAGCUGCGUCGUUCAUAUGGGUGGGACGAGGAGCCAGUGAUGCAGAAAAACAUGGGGCACAGCAGCUGUGUAAUAUCCUUGGAGUGUCCGCUUCAGAGCUGAGUGAAGGAGGAGAAGAUGGCAGUUUCUGGGACGCCCUGGGAGGAAAGGCAGAUUACCGCACAUCCUCCAGGCUAAAGGACAAGAUGAAUGCCCACCCCCCUCGAUUGUUCGCCUGCUCAAACAAAACCGGGCGUUUCAUUAUUGAAGAAGUUCCUGGAGAGAUGACUCAAGAGGACCUGGCUACAGAUGAUGUCAUGAUCCUGGACACCUGGGAUCAGGUGUUUGUUUGGAUUGGUAAUGAAGCUCAUGACGAGGAGAAGACUGAGGCGAUGACUUCAGCUGCCCGAUACAUCGAGUCAGAUCCAGCCAACCGUGACGCACGCACACCUAUCGUGAAGAUUAAACAGGGCUUUGAGCCGCCCACUUUCACAGGCUGGUUCUUGGGCUGGGACCAUGACUACUGGAGCACUGACCCUCUGGAGCGGGCCAUGGCGGAGCUGGAGAUCUGAACUUUGAGCUGUCACCCCUGACCUUUAAACCCCACUGCCUUACUGCAAGUUGAUCAAAGCCCUUAGAUACAUGCAAGAUGCCAAUUUGAUGCUUAUCAGGGUCUAACCAUGGAUUCAGAAACCCAAAGCCGGUCCUGAGUCAGUAUCAAAAGGCAAUUUUUGAAAAGAGCACUUUACCGCCCUGAGCUUCAGUCACCAAACAUAAGGCAACUCUAUAAAUUCUUCACCUUGUUACUUCUGUAUUUAAGUGUUUUCGUCAACAAUGUUGGAAGUGUUUAGAACUUUUAGAUUGUUGUUUGGUCUGCGCACCUUAUGUUGCUGAAGUGCAUGAGGUUGUAUCAGAAAAUAUACAGGCAUAUCGUCAAAAUCUUUUUGCCUUCCUUUUCUAGAAACCUUUUUUUAUGUGACCAGUAUUAAUUUUACUAGCAAUACUAGUUGUGUUUUGAUUUUAUAUUUUUAAGGUGAAAAGAGUUUGAUGCCACCAAAAUACUGACCUUAUGGUAGCCUAGAUAUGUGGCAUUUCAACCUUGUCGCUCUUCCAUCUGACACUCAGGAGCUCACUGCUUGGCUGUGUUCGGAAUAGAAUAUUAGAAUACUACUCAUACUGUUCUAAGUGUAUUAUAGUUUGUACAGUAUGCGCAUUCAUAUGCAUGAAAUUCCAUUUUAACUUUAAUUUGCCAAAAUGUACAGUAUACAACAAUGCAUGCUGUGUUAAACAUUGUAAAUGUAACAAUUUAAAAUAAAGCUAGAAAAAAUAUUGGAAAAAAAAUAUUGGACAAAGAUUUUAAAUUAAAUAGGAAAAAAAUGUAAACGUUGCUUUGGAAACUAACUGAAAAGAAAGUUACAAUUAGCCUACUCACUAGAAAUCACUCAAAAUAAAAAUAUAUAUUGACAUCAAAGAACAAAAUUACUCAAAUUACACUAAAAUGAAAACCUAAAAGAUAAUUCAAAUAUUAAUGCAAACUAGAGUAGUAUAUAAAUAAUACUAGAUUAAUAUCACUUCUGUCUUUUAUGUUUGUAUUUUUAAAUAACUGACUGCCAAAAGUUAACGCACAACUGGCUUAAAAAUGCGAAGCGUAAUACUUUUCAAAUGUAACAUAACAUACUAUUGUUUCAAACGCUUACUGUAAAAUAAUAGCUUUUCCACUUGCUAUUUUUGAUUAGGCAGUAUGCACUAAAUAUUGGGCAGUAUUCAGUAAGUAGUACGCUAGUACCCGUUCCAAACACAGCCAUUAUCCGUGUGAGCAAGGACAUCCCUCUACAGGCAGAGGGCGCUGCAAAACAUUUUCAAGGAAACUUAAACUGCCUUUUACUCAUUUCAAAAACAGAACAAAAAAGCCAUUUCUUGAAGUGCUUUUUAAUUAAAUAACCAGAAUGCUGGAGUUUAAAGGAGCAUGCUUAUUGCCACAGACUACUAUGAGAAUGGUUAGAAGUCUACUGUUCAUUUGAGGCUGAUUUAGGUAAUUGUUAACAUAUCGGUCGGGUUAACUGCCUGAAGAUCAGAUAAAAGGGUAUACCUCAUAGUGCAGACAUUGGCUGCCUUUAAUAUUUGCUGAAGACCCAUAUUCCAGACAAUGCUUCUGCUUUCGCAAAUCCUUCUCUCCCCGAAAUAAAAAAAAAUAACGAUUUCCCACUUUUCCUACUUAUACAAUAAAGAACCACAACCCCAAAA